Molecule: messenger RNA, 798 nt
Organism: Acanthochromis polyacanthus (spiny chromis)
Lineage: Eukaryota; Metazoa; Chordata; Actinopteri; Pomacentridae
Gene: snu13b
Product: SNU13 homolog, small nuclear ribonucleoprotein b (U4/U6.U5)
Exons: 3
Coding region: 210-596 (128 amino acids)
Biological process (GO): mRNA splicing, via spliceosome; ribosome biogenesis; maturation of SSU-rRNA
Cellular component (GO): box C/D methylation guide snoRNP complex; nucleolus; small-subunit processome
Molecular function (GO): RNA binding
Source: RefSeq, a predicted model, not a curated record
GUGCGCAUGUGCGUUUCCCCACACGUGUGGUGAACGUUUGGACCUGCUGCAUGAAACACAUCUGAGAGAGUCGGUAGUGCUAAACUUAAAAGUAUUAAGUAAAGAAAACAACAGGCGUAUCGUUGCCCUUUUAAAUCCAAGUGAAAGAAGAUAAUCCUCCGUGAAGCAUUUCGCCGAGAGGGACGGAAUACCAGAAAAAAAUCUUCAAAAUGACUGAAGCCCAAGUGAACCCGAAGGCCUACCCGCUGGCCGACGCCACGCUGACCAAAACCAUCCUGGACCUGGUGCAACAAGCGUCCAACUACAAACAGCUGAGAAAGGGGGCCAAUGAAGCCACUAAAACCCUGAACAGAGGCAUCGCGGAGUUCAUCGUGAUGGCCGCUGAUGCUGAACCACUGGAGAUCAUCCUCCACCUGCCACUGCUCUGCGAGGACAAGAACGUCCCGUACGUGUUCGUCCGCUCCAAGCAGGCCUUGGGUCGGGCCUGUGGGGUGUCACGCCCCGUCAUCGCUACCUCAGUCACCAUAAAGGAGGGAUCUCAGCUCAAACCGCAGAUUCAGUCUGUCCAGAUGGCUAUUGAGAGACUGCUGGUGUGAUUUGUGUUGCACUGUUGAAGAAAGAAUUGCAGAAUGUUGUCGUACGUUUGAUAUAAAGGAGCAUGUUGUCCACGACAGAACAAUAUAGAUGUUGUAGUUUCCCUUUCCUUUUCUUUUUUACUUUUUAAGACUUUGAUUCCACUGAAUUGUUGCAGAUUGCAAUUCCAUCAACUGCUUCAUAAUAAAAGAUUUUUUAUUUAAA